UGGAGAAGCUACGAGCGGAUACUUCAAGAAAAAGACAGUCUUUCUAAAACAUUCAAUAUAACACUGCAAUAAACAAUGAACUUCUGCAAGGUGACACACAGGUUUAACCAUUUCAGACAAGAUGGAACUAGCAGAGAACCAUGCAUUCAACCAUUUCAGCCAUCGCCAUCCUCUGGAAAAUUCCACAACCUCAGCUUCCACGAUAGACAACACAACCUGCUACGGCUGCAAUCUCAGAAUAUUGUCCGGCAAGGACCAGUACAAUUGUAAAGCUUGCUCCUUUUCCUUACAUCGGAUAUGUUCUAACAUGCCCAGAAAAACUCGUCACCCUGCUCAUCCAGAUCACUAUUUAACCCUCUUGAUUUCGCCUCCAUCUUCUAAUACCACCUUUAAGUGUAAGGCUUGUGGACAUCUUAUCUCAGGAUUCUACUACAACUGUGCUGAAUGUGGCAUUUACUAUCAUAUCUUAUGCUCAGCGCUGCCUCUCUCGAUUGCAAUCUCUUCCCAUCCUCACACGCUCAAGAUAAAAUUCUCGCCGCCAUACGUUUUCUACUGUGAUCUAUGUGAUAAACCAAGUCAUGUAGGGUGGCUUUACAGGUGUCGGUUCUGUGAGUUUGAUGCUCAUAUUUCUUGUGCCAUCUCCCAACGAAGAUCUCAACCUGUGCCCUUGCCUAACACUUUAACAAGGCAGAUUAUAUACUCUUCAGCGUCCAUAAUGGAGACCAGUCGACUGAUAGAUUAUGGAAUUGAGAGUGAUGAACUGAUGCAAUUAGUAGUGCAGGGAGUUGCAAGAGGCAAUGAUGUUGCAGUGGCAGGAUGGGAUGAGAGAUUGCGAAGCCCACAAGAGAAGCUUGAGAUUGGAAGAUUUCAGUUGAAUCAAACAGAAACACAAAUGUCUAGAACUGGUACAAGUAAUAAAGAUCCAUCAGGCUCAGUUUCUGAAGACCUGACAAUCCCAAGUUACCAGUUCAGUGACCAAUGCUUUUCAAUAGAUUUGCAGAAAUCUUGUUCAAGUGUAGACCUUAGAAGCCAGACCAGGAAGGAAGCUAGUCAUCAAGAUGCUAAAGUUGUUCCUGAAGUUGAAACAAGGAUUAGCAGUGAUAAAAUGACAAUGCUUAAUAGUAAGAAUUCAGGUAACAAACCAGUUUUCAAUCCCCUUUACAAGGCUCCAGAAGAUUGGCUAAACGAAGCAUCAUUGCUUGAAGGUUCCAAUCGUUAUGAUGGGAUGAAAUUAGGACAAAAAGAAGAAAAUGGAAAAACAAAUGGAUAUGGAGGCAGCAGGCCGCCAGCUGGGAUUAAAGAAGAUGGUGUUAAAUCAGGCAGCUGGAGUUGCUUACGUUGGUGGACCAGACAUGAGAAAUGUUCUAAAAGCUUCAAGAAUGGAGGCCUGUGAAAACUGCUGCUAAUUUAUGGUUGAAGCUUAGAUUAGGGAACUAUCACAAAGUAAUUUUACAAUUGAUUUUUGUUGUACGAAUUCUGAGAAAUUCAAUGUCAAAGCCUGUGGAAAAAAUGGGUGAAAUUUUGUGCUAUAAAGAAAUAAUUUUUAAAAUAAUUUUUUUGGAUUAGUUGGCAGAAAACAAGAGGAAAUAAAAUAUUUACGUCUCUAGUUGGAGAUGUUUGCAUGGCUAAUAUAAUUUUCAUAAAGUAGCCUUUUGCAAU
This is a messenger RNA of Manihot esculenta (cassava), 1659 nucleotides long. RefSeq lists its product as uncharacterized. The record is from RefSeq and is a predicted model, not a curated record. Lineage: Eukaryota; Viridiplantae; Streptophyta; Magnoliopsida; Malpighiales; Euphorbiaceae. The transcript is spliced from 2 exons. The coding region runs from base 122 to 1393 and encodes 423 amino acids.